Molecule: messenger RNA, 2002 nt
Organism: Filobasidium floriforme
Lineage: Eukaryota; Fungi; Basidiomycota; Tremellomycetes; Filobasidiales; Filobasidiaceae
Exons: 15
Coding region: 143-1762 (539 amino acids)
Biological process (GO): regulation of proteasomal protein catabolic process; protein deubiquitination; proteasome-mediated ubiquitin-dependent protein catabolic process
Molecular function (GO): proteasome binding; cysteine-type deubiquitinase activity; protein binding
Source: RefSeq, a predicted model, not a curated record
UGUCCUGAUGACACUCGACUACAAGCUGCUGGACUCGGGAUCAUCACAAAGGUCGUAGAUCAUAGACCUAGCACGGUCAAGACAGUGAUCAAUCACCACAAAAGAAUACGUCAACAAGCCGAAGUAGCGAAAAAGAACAAACAUGGCGUUCACAGUCGAGAUCAAGCAUGCAGGCAAGCAACACAAGGUCGAGUUCAACCCUGUGGGAGAUGCCAAGGCGUUCAAAGAGAGCAUCUACCAGGUCACGGGCGUGCCUACCGACCGGAUGAAGGUCAUGGUCAAGGGCGGGAUCCUCAAGGAUGAUGCGGAUUUGAGCAAGUUGGCCAUCAAGGAGGGCCAAGCGAUCACAGUCAUCGGUACGGCCGGUCCUUUACCUCAAGCGCCGGCUCAGACGAUCAAGUUUGUCGAGGAUAUGGACGAUUCCGAUCUGGCCAGUGUCCUCAAACAACCUCCCGGUCUGACCAACCUCGGGAACACCUGUUAUAUGAACGCCUCCCUCCAAGCCCUCCGCUCGAUCCCGGAACUGAAGACCGCCCUAACGUCCCACAUGCCCAACUCUACUACCAGCUCGGGAGGGGAUGCAAGGCUGACCACCCAGUUGAGGUCGUUGUUCAACGGGAUGGAUCAGACGACAGAGGCGAUCCCGCCGUACAUGUUUUUGCAGACGUUGAGGACGAUCGCGCCGCAGUUUGCGGAACAGAGUCAGCAUGGUGGUUAUGCUCAACAAGACGCCGACGAGAUGUGGACCCAGACCGUCAGCGCCUUGCACAAUUCGUUACGUUCCCCCGACGCUGGGGGCGAAUCCAGCCGGGGUUCGUUUGUGGACGAUUAUCUCUCGGCCGAUUUACAGCAGACGCUGACUUGCGACGAAGCGCCGGAAGAGCCCAAGAACGUCAAGACGGACAAGGUCCUCAAGCUCGACUGUAACAUCAAUAUCAAUACCAAUUACAUGUUGACGGGGAUCAAGGAUAGCUUUGAUCAGAAGAUCGAAAAGACUUCGCCCUCUCUCGGAAGGACCGCGGUUUACACCCAGACGUCUCGUAUCGCUCGACUGCCCGCCAACCUGACCGUCCACAUGGUCCGAUUCUACUGGCGAGCCGACGUCCAGAAAAAGGCCAAGAUCAUGCGUAAAGUCAAGUUUUCCAUGGAACUCGACGUUUCCGAGCUGCUCACGGACGAACUCCGCGAACGAGUCCGACCUGUCAACCUCGCUUUGAAGAACAUUGACAAGGCCCGGAUCGACCGUGCCAAGCAGCGCAAGAAGCGCAAGAACAAUAUCAGCCGGGGUCUUGCGCCCGGUGGAAGUGCAGGUCCCGCCGAGUCUGGAGCUGCUGCCCCUAGCACUAACACAGAGAGCGCCGAGAGCUCAGAGGGGGAUGCUGUUACGGCUACGACUACGGACAUGCAGGUGGAAGGCGGCGACGAGGAGGUUCCCGAGGAGAAGAUGCGGGAGAGGGAGAGGGAGAUGGUCAAGGAUCUCAUCAAGGCCCAGGAGGGUGCUGUGGACAAGGGUGCGAACCAGACGGGGUUGUACGAGUUGUGCGCGAUCGUCACGCAUAAAGGCAACUCGGCCGAUUCUGGGCAUUAUAUCGGAUGGACGCGUCAGCCUACCGAGGAGAAUGGGGUUCCGGGGGAGGAGGAUUGGUGGAAGUUUGACGACGACAAGGUCUCGGUCGUCCCCGUGAGCAAGAUCAUGUCCCUCGAUGGGGGUGGGGAGGACUCGACGGCGUACAUCUUGUUGUACCGAUCCAAGGUGGUAUGAGACACGCGCCUCCGUUCAGGACUUGAUACCCAGAAAGAAAUACGCAUAGUAGCUAGUAGCUAGUACUAGAUAGUAGUCAUUAUGACAUGGCAACUAUCGAUGAAGAGGUGAACCUGGAUGCACGUUUGCCACGUCCUUGUAUGCGCGUCGCCCCCACACUUGGCUGAGGCGUUGUUCCCGAUCGUCGAUGACCAAACGAUGACCCCCUCGCUCGCCAGCCAGAGCCAGUCAUCAUCCGAU